GCAUCCCUGCCAGCGACUUUGCAGGAACGGCGCUCCUGGAUUCGGUCGUUCUGAGGAUGGAGAAAAGGGCUCGGAGCUCCUCCAGAGAGGCCCACGGGAGAGGCAGCGGGUCCGCCCACAAAGAGAACAAGAGGGCGAAGGCCGAGAGGGGCGGCAGAGGCCGCGGGCGCCGGGACGCCGGGCCGGAGCAGCCGGCCCUCGGGCGGGCAGGGAGCCCGGGUGAGCCCCGAGCGCCUGCAGCCACCGUGGUGGACGUGGAUGAGGUCCGGGGCUCUGGCGAGGAGGGCACCGAGGUGGUGGCGCUGCUGGAGAGCGAGCGGCCCGAGGAAGGUACCAAGUCUUCCAGUUUAGGGGCUUGUGAGUGGCUUCUUGUCCUCACAUCCCUGCUCUUCAUCAUUGUGACCUUCCCUUUUUCUAUCUGGUUCUGCAUAAAGGUUAUACAGGAGUAUGAGAGAGUAAUUAUAUUCCGACUGGGACAUCUGCUUCCUGGAAGAGCCAAAGGCCCUGGCCUUUUCUUCUUUUUGCCCUGCCUGGAUACCUACCACAAGGUUGACCUUCGCCUCCAAACCUUGGAGAUACCCUUUCAUGAGGUUGUAACCAAAGACAUGUUUGUAAUGGAGAUAGACGCCAUCUGCUACUACCGAAUGGAAAAUGCCUCUCUUCUCCUAAGCAGUCUUGCUCAUGUGUCCAAAGCGGUCCAAUUCCUUGUGCAAACCACCAUGAAGCGUCUCCUAGCACAUCGAUCCCUCACUGAAAUUCUUCUAGAGAGGAAGAGCAUUGCACAAGAUGUAAAGGUUGCCUUGGAUGCAGUGACCUGUAUUUGGGGAAUCAAAGUGGAGAGAACAGAAAUUAAGGAUGUGAGGCUGCCAGCCGGGCUGCAGCACUCGCUGGCGGUGGAGGCCGAAGCACAGAGACAGGCCAAAGUGCGGAUGAUCGCUGCGGAAGGGGAGAAGGCUGCGUCCGAGUCCCUGAGGAUGGCAGCCGAGAUUCUAUCAGGCACUCCAGCUGCUGUUCAGCUUCGGUACCUCCACACCCUGCAAUCCUUGUCCACAGAGAAACCUUCCACAGUGGUUUUACCUUUGCCAUUUGACUUGCUAAAUUUCCUGUCUUCUCCAAGCAGUAGAACUCAAGGAAGCAUCCCUUUACCAAAUCCUUCCAAACCUGUUGAGCCACUGAACCCUAAAAAGAAAGACUCUCCCAUGUUAUAGGAGGAAACAAGGAUAAUGUGACUGCAAAGAGGGCUGCCAUAUAACAGCUACAGCCCUAAGCAAGGCCCUCUGUCCUCACUUCCUGCCCUUUGGUUGCCAUGUGGAAUGCCCUUGGAAUGUAUGAAGUCACAAUGCAGCAACACACGAGAAGACAGUGAAAUCAUGUAAUGACAGAGAAGCCAUAUAACAUGCUUAGGUGGAUCAUCUAAUCAGAGUAAUUAUGGGAAAGAGCUUUAGCCAGCAUUCUACUUUGGAAAGAAUUUUGAGUCUAUAUGUGGCUAAAUUUUGACUUCUGAAGAUGUAGUUCAAACGUCCUUUUCUCUGUAUGCCCUCUGGUCCCUUUGGCAAGGUCUUUGUUGCUCCCACAGCCCUUUCUACAUGUCCCUAUCAUUAUGCUUAUCACACUCUGUUGUAAUCUUGAGAUGCAGGCUUCUCUCCAACUCUCCAUGCAAGUGACACUUCCGUGUUUCUGAGUGAAUGAAAGAAAAAGAGAUGUACUUAGGCUGGAUAUAAA
This is a messenger RNA of Orcinus orca (killer whale), 1722 nucleotides long. It is a transcript of the gene NPHS2, whose product is annotated as NPHS2 stomatin family member, podocin. The transcript is spliced from 8 exons. NCBI's taxonomy places the organism in Eukaryota, Metazoa, Chordata, Mammalia, Artiodactyla, Delphinidae. Gene Ontology annotation, cellular component: plasma membrane. The record is from RefSeq and is a predicted model, not a curated record. Bases 57 to 1208 code for a protein of 383 amino acids.